GCCUCCGUGUUUACAAUUAGCACAAGGCGACAAGCAGUCCGUACAGUACCAGUGUACCUGAUAUGGUGUAUGGGUAUAAAGAAAUUUUAGUUGAUGUAUAAAGUUCUGGAAAAAAAUGUUAUUACAGAACAAAUUUUACACUGGAAAACACAUUGGCACUGAAAACUGUAUGACGAAAACGUGAGUGUGCCGCUGAUCACAUAAUCCCUUAAGCGUCGGAGGAUGAAAUUUCCAUCAGUCGCCGAGCCGGUAGAUGUUGGUGUGGUGCUGUAGCGUCUUAGAUUUGUUUCCCUUCAAGAAUAGAAAUUUCCUGUUAGGACCGCUUAUCGGAGAACUGGAGAAAUGGGAACCGAGUCACAGCAAGCCGGAAGUGUCACUACGGUGUUUUCGCUGUGGAACGCUAUGAUGGGAACAACGAUGCUGGCCAUACCAUGGGCUAUCCAACAAGCUGGAUUUACGUUGGGAAUAUUUCUAACCCUGUUUAUUGCGGGAUUAUCAUAUUAUACCAUCACUCUGGUGCUCUCGAUGGCCGAUGAGAUGCGCUUCCGUCAGGUGGACGGCAGUGUGCCGAUUCAGGAUUUCUCCGAGGUGUGCGCCUAUUUUGUGGGGCGUCGUUUUGGACAGAUUACCGUGUGUAUUUCCCUCUUCACCAUGAUAACGGCCGGCAUUGCAUAUUGGAUUUUGAUGUCGGAUUUUCUUUUCGAGAUGGGACAUUCAAUAGCAGGUUUCUUGAACACCACAUCCAACGGCACGAAAUCCCAUCAUCUGUAUAUGACCCAUGGCCCGAUGUAUGUUAAGCAUUUCCGAGCGACUGAAGACACACCGAGCGCUACAGGCGGUAUCUUUUCUCAAAUUUGGACGCAGUCGUUUAUUCCACUGUUCCUGGUCGUGGCGAUCUUCCCGCUGACCUUGAUCCGGACACCGGUCAUUUUUACCAAGAUCAGUUCGUUGGGCGUGAUAAGUGUAUUUUACCUCAUCGCCUUGGUCGGCGUCAAGGCCGGCAUUCUCGGUUUGAAUUUUGAUUUCUGUGCUGAUCCCACUUUACGAGAUUUUCGUUCGGGGUUUCCAGCUCUUACCGGCACGAUGGUUAUGGCGUUUUUCCUGCAUAAUACCGUGGUGGCCAUGACCACGGCCAGUAAUCCUAACACGCGCAGCAGAGAUACCGGCAUUGCCUACAUUUUGGCGUGCAUUACGUAUCUUUACAUCGGAAUCACCGUCUAUGUUACAUUCCCUGAAAAUAAAGGCACAAUUCAAGAUAAUUUUUUGAAGAAUUUUGCCAGUAGUGACGUUUUGGGGCUUGUAGCGCGAGCGCUGCUCUUGCUGCAAAUGAUCUCCAUUUUCCCUCUUUUGGUGUACGUUACGCGUAUCCAGCUGGUUCGUCAACUCCUGCGACGUGACCCACAAAAUUUCAAAUGGAUUCUAAUCACCAGUGUCACCCUCAUCAGCGCUGGAACGUUAAUGGCGAUAUUCUUCCCCAAAAUUGGCACAGUGUUGAGAGUGACGGGAUCUUUGGCAGGAUUGGCAUUCUCCUUCACUCUGCCCUGCAUCGUCUAUCUGACGUAUCUGCGGCAAGAAGGCAAAACCACGCACGCCAUCGUAUGGACGCACCUGCUGAUAAUUCUCCUCGGCUUAAUCAAUUUCAUUUCGCAAUUUCUAAUUUAAUGCCCCGAACCGAUCCGGCUGACGCGUAUAUGCCGCCGUUACGGUCGACAUGUAGCCAUUAAUAAGCAUUCCACUAUUGUCAAUAUGCGGAACACGGUAAUUUCUCAUUUUUACUUAAUGGAAGAUUUAUGGCUGCUGCGACAUGCUUCGCAAAACGGCUUCACAGCAGCUGGACGAGGCCAGUACGUGUAAUGGUUGCGCAAACACAUAUAUCUGCGCGACGGUAAAUGUCGAAUGAUGGCAUUUCCAGUGCACGUUUAUUAUCAUUAUCGUUAUUUCGCUUUUGGCCCUAAUCAGUUGGGUGCGCCAAAAAUGUAUCUUUUUUGUUUUUACUUGUGGAUGUAUAGUGAUUGCAAGGGAAUGGUUAAUGAUUUGGCGCCAGGUUUUGUCCGUUUUUUGAUAAAUGUGCUUUCAUGGUUUCUGCCAUAUUUUUAUAGACUUCACGGAGAUAA
Paramacrobiotus metropolitanus is the source of this 2114-nucleotide messenger RNA. Its product is annotated as neutral amino acid transporter 9-like. Lineage: Eukaryota; Metazoa; Tardigrada; Eutardigrada; Parachela; Macrobiotidae. The transcript has 10 exons. The record is from RefSeq and is a predicted model, not a curated record. Bases 343 to 1662 code for a protein of 439 amino acids. Gene Ontology annotation, biological process: amino acid transmembrane transport. Gene Ontology annotation, molecular function: amino acid transmembrane transporter activity.